This is a messenger RNA of Girardinichthys multiradiatus, 3917 nucleotides long. It is a transcript of the gene clint1a, whose product is annotated as clathrin interactor 1a. Lineage: Eukaryota; Metazoa; Chordata; Actinopteri; Cyprinodontiformes; Goodeidae. Gene Ontology annotation, cellular component: plasma membrane; clathrin vesicle coat; endosome. The transcript has 12 exons. Gene Ontology annotation, biological process: endocytosis. The record is from RefSeq and is a predicted model, not a curated record. Bases 152 to 2002 code for a protein of 616 amino acids. Gene Ontology annotation, molecular function: clathrin binding; phospholipid binding.
UUCCUGCCUGUCUGGUGGUGCGUUUGCGCCUCCUGUCUUGAAAGAGGAGGUGAGGAAUAGAUUACUUUUCAGAGUUCAAGGUUUGGUUUCGGUGUUCGUCCGGUGUGAAGGGUUUUUUACCGAGGCAUAAAGCCCCUUUCACAUAGUCAAGAUGCUGAAUAUGUGGAAAGUGCGGGAGCUGGUUGACAAAGCAACCAAUGUGGUGAUGAACUACUCGGAGGUGGAGUCUAAAGUCAGAGAAGCCACCAAUGACGAUCCCUGGGGACCAUCAGGACAAAUGAUGACUGAAAUUUCAAGAGCCACCUUCAUGUAUGAGCAGUUCCCUGAGGUGAUGAACAUGCUGUGGGCCCGCAUGUUGAGGGACAACAAGAAGAACUGGAGGAGAGUCUACAAGUCCCUGCUGUUGUUGGGACAUCUAAUCAGGAAUGGGUCGGAAAGGGUUGUAACCAGUGCCAGAGAACAUCUGUAUGACCUGAGAUCGCUGGAGAGCUAUCACUUUGUGGACGAGAAUGGGAAGGAUCAAGGAGUAAAUGUUCGUCAGAAGGUGAAGGAGCUCGUGGAGUUUGUUCAGGAUGACGACAGGCUGAGGGAAGAACGGAAAAAGGCAAAAAAGAACAAAGACAAGUACAUCGGUGUAUCCUCUGACAGUAUGGGGUAUCGAGGUUACUCGGGGGACAGGUUUGACUCCAGUGAUAAUCGCGGAAAAUGGGACGAUGACUGGGAGAAGAAUAAAGGACCUUUCCCUUUCAGUGAAAAGCUGGGGGAGAUAAGCGAUAAAAUCGGCAGCACCAUUGACGAUACGAUAAGCAGGUUCAGGAAGAAGGACAGAGACGACUCACCAGAUCGGUUCAGCGACAACGAGGAGGACCGGGAUCGUUCGUCGUACAACGGGCAGUCAAAAAAAGAGUUUAAAGAUGAAGAGACUGUUACAACCAAGAGCGUACACAUCGUCCAGGCAACAGAGACAACGGCAACACGAAAGAGAGGAGUACCGUCCAGAAAAGUGGACCUGGGGGCUGCAGCCCACUACACAGGAGACAAGAGCCCAGACACCACUGCCAAACAGACCCAGCCAGCUGCAGCACCUCAGCCUGCUACUACAGGCCUAGCUGACCUCCUGAUGGUGGACACCACACCCAGCCAACCUGCUGCCACAGAUCUUUUUGGUGGAUUUGCUGACUUCAACUCACCUGCUGCCCCAGCUGGACACCUCUUAGGAUCUGCAACAGUCUCCAGCCCCAAUGGAGACUUUGGCGAAUGGAAUGCUUUUCCUGGAGGUCAGAUUCCAGCAUCUGCUCAGAGUCCUGACAAUGGCGCAAGUGACCUUUUUGGAGCCAUGGCAGUAGCCUCCCCUACUUCGCCGGCACCAGUCAUGGCUCCAGCCUCGGGUCCCGCCUCGACAGACCUGUUUGACUUGAUGGGGCCGACUCAGUCCCUCACCUCCUCCCAGAGCCUCAACUUUAGCAUGAGCAGCACACAGACACUGAGCACUAAUGUCAUGCCUCAGUCUGUGUCACAGCCCAUCCACAACAUGGGGAGUCCUUUGCAGCCACAGUCCAUGCAGCAGGGAAUGGCCUCACAAGGCCCUGGAGCCAACGCAUCCUUUCCAUCCACUUGGUCCGAUCACUCGGUUAACAUCAAUCUGGACUUCCUGGGGCCUGGCAUGCAGCCCCCCAAGCCCAGCCAGCCCAGUCUCAACACCCUCCAGCAAGGCAAUCAACUGGCUCCCAACAUGCUCUCACAGGGAUUUGCCAGUAUGAAUCUUGGACCUACACCAGUCAGACCUCCUGUUAAUGCUAUGAUGCAGCCCGGUGCUGGAAUGGGAAUGGGCAUGGUUCCUAACCAGGGCAUGAUGGCGAUGGGCAUGAACAUGGGGAUGCCACAGGGAGGUAUGGCCAUGGGAAUGCCUGGUGGGAUGGGAAUGGGAUCGGGGAUGAACCCUGCAAUGUUCCAACAGCCCAAACACGACGCCUUUGCUGACUUUGGCAACUUUGGAAAGUGAUGGAACCAGAGAGCGGAGAUUAUCAAGAAUGGUGGCAGUCUCUCGCCGUGGGUGAAGGAUCAUCAUGAGCUCCAAACAAAGAGUACUUGAAAACUGUCAACUAUCAUAUUAUCAAUGCCCUGCCAUCUCCCUUUUUUAACAAUUCAAUAGUGAAAUGGAUCUAAAUGAAUGUGUGAUGAUUGAACCAAUGAUGUGAGGUCUGGCAUGAUGGUUGGAUGUUAAGAUGGUGUGCCUUGUUGAUUAUUAUUCAGUGAGAAGAAAGUGCCACUGAGAAAACGUCAGGGGGAUCUGCUUUAAAUCCUCAAUCACGUAAAAUCAGAGUAGCAAAAAACAAAAAGCAUAUAUUAGUAGCUACAUCAUAUGUUUAAAAAUCCUCAAUAACUUUAUCUAAUGAGUCAUUUGAAUAACAUGAUCAGCCAUUUUAACUUCCUAACAUGUCGAAGAAUGUCAAGUUACCUCUUGGUUUUUGUUUUUUCUUUUGUUAUUCUUUGUUCUCUGUCUUCCGAUGACGUGUAAAUAGAAAUCUGGAGUCCUUUGCAAUAAGUUAUGAAGAUCACUGAGAGGCAGCGAAAAUGUGACCAGUUGUAUCAUACAGACCAAAUCUGAUAUGAAUGGAGAUCUAGAAACAAAGCACAUGAAUGCAUUAUCUUUGUACAUAGGUGUCCACUCUCCAAAUGUGGCUUAAGUGUUACAGUUGGGGUAAUAAUUAAUAAUUGUUUGCAGUGAAAAGUUGUUAAUUCAAGGAACCUCUCUUUUUGGUAAACUGUAAUUUGUGGCCUUUCUUAUUAGAAUAUAUCUAUAUUUUACUUAUGAAGAAUAUAAUAUCCAGUUUGCGUCCCUUUGAGAUGAUCAAUAAAGAAGACUGCCUAAUGUAGGGGGUUAUGGGGUUUUUAUUACAGCAUAGUGUCUCUUUUCUCCUCAGCAGACAUGAAGGAGACGGUGGAGCUUCAGGCCGAUGUACAAACCGUACAUGUUUGUACUUGGACCUCAAGCCAAGUGUGCUGUCUGCAGAAAUGUCACAUGCAAAUGAAAUGGUAGUUUAACCCUGUUUAGUCUACCCCAUGCACCUUUUUUUUUUUUUUUUUUUUUUUUUGUGUCCACUAUUCAGGGCAGUGGCAGCUUAAGAGAUACAAACCCACCAAGGUAUUUACUCAACACCUCGGGUCUUAAUUCAAGCUGUUAAAAGAUUGUAAGAUGCAUCUCUGCAUUUUUUGGGGGGUGCAUCAUAGUGACUUCCAUCAUCGUCAUUACGCCCGUCUUGGUGUGAUUUUUUUUUUUUUUUUUACCAUCUUAACAAUCGUCAGUCCAAGUCGGUGUGGUUUGCCACUCAUCAGGUACAGGUUAGAGGCUCAGAAGAAGUGUUUUUGUAAGUGAAUUCAGCUGCACACCAUGUUUGUUUUGUGUUAACGUGAGCAUGGAUGUGAUUCCAAGUGCCUGAUGGCUGCCUCUUGAAGCUUGUAAUGAGUGAUUGAUAAUCAAAUGGAACUGCGGUAGCCUGACAUUGUUUUUUUUUCUGUGUGUCUGAGAUAAAUGAUUCAUCAACAAGAGGAGAAGGCAGUAGCCUCCCAGGAGGAUUCAACUUGUGCUUUCCGACUCUCCUUAAGGGCUCAAGCAGCUGAGUGCAGUAACACAGAGUAGCCUUGCCUCGAUGUCUGAAACAUUAAAAUGACCAAAAUCUGUUUGCUGUUUUUUCUAAUUUAUAUCAGAAAUUGUUUUAUGCAUUUUGUUUUCUAUUUUAAAUCAUUUUUUUUUUUCUUUCUUCCUGGUCCUCUUUUUAAGUGGGAUUAUUACUGAAACACUAGUAUAUGCAAAUGUAUGAGAACCCUUUGAGAAAAUUAGAUCUUGCAAUGCUCCCAUUCUGAUUUGAUUUGAACGUCAAGAUUCCUUAUGGACAACAUUAAACCGUUGAUUUAAA